AUUUCAUAAAUGCUUGGUGGGAAUGUUUCAUUUAUCCGUCAGAAACCACGCUGAACUUGUCGUCUUCCAUCGGAGCUAGUAAAUUUAGAUCGAUCAGAGACUUUUUUGGCUGGGUUGAAGUUGCAAUUGCAGUUGCUGGGUUUGAUGGAAGCAUGUGAGAUCUCUUGUGUCCACCAAGGGCUUGGCCCAACCAGUCUUCUAGAGGAGGUUUCACAAGAAAAUCACAUCAAGAGUAGUAGCAUCAUAGUGAUGAAACCUUCCUUCAAUGCAAAGAUAUGCCAUUUUGGCACCUCACAGUUGUGCAGAGAAACCGAGGAGAACAAAAUUGGGAAGAGCAAGAAGGUUGAAAUCGGCAAGAUUGUCGAAGUUGAUGAAAGAAGCAAAAAAUUGAUGAGAUCGGAUAGUGGGAAGAUGCAUUUUGCAGGCGCAAUAGGCUACAUGUCGCCGGAUUCCAAGCCAGCAGCGUCGCAACACAAAAAUCCGACAUGUAUGCCUUCGAAGUGGUAACCCUGAAGUUGUUAUCCGAUUCUCUUCCCAUAUCUAAACUGAAUCUGAUUUAUAGAUUUCUUUGAGAAAUCGAUCAAAACCCCAACAUCUUAACUCCUUCUUCUUCUUCUUCCUCCUCCUUUGUUGUCUCCAUCUUAACUUCUUUGACCUUCCAAACAUCCCUUGAAAUGAAAAAAGGGUGACACA
Rubroshorea leprosula is the source of this 693-nucleotide messenger RNA. The record is from the annotation of a GenBank genome assembly. NCBI's taxonomy places the organism in Eukaryota, Viridiplantae, Streptophyta, Magnoliopsida, Malvales, Dipterocarpaceae.